CUGCCAUGUGGUAAGGUUGCAGAAUCGCCCGAUAUCGCCACUGUAAUCGCCUUCCUCGCUGAUCGCAGUCAACCUUCCUACAUUGUCAGUCAAACGAUUGUCGCCGAUGGCGGAACGUCGAUUGUGACGGCAGCAAAUGCUGCACGUGCUCCUUUAGAGAAGAACCUGUAA
Strongylus vulgaris is the source of this 171-nucleotide messenger RNA. NCBI's taxonomy places the organism in Eukaryota, Metazoa, Nematoda, Chromadorea, Rhabditida, Strongylidae. The record is from the annotation of a GenBank genome assembly.